AUGCGUAACCAAGUGCUCCACGCGGAGCUGGCAGAUGUGCGACAGCAGCUCAGAAGAUUACAGAAGCAGACUGCCAAUGCCAAGAGAAAGAAGCAAGGAAGGGUGCUGCGACAUGGUCAGGGCUGGCGAUGCUCGCCUUCCAGCCCGCCCUGCUUGGUGGUCUUGGAAUACAGCGGUGGUAUUGCUGACGUAGCUGCAGACUUUGUGCAGGGCCGAGGUUGUUGGAAGAAAAGAACUUUUGUUGCCGCGGCUUCUGGGAUUUGUUCUGGAGAAAGGCGACAGCUGGUUUCUGAUAUUGAAUCAGCCUAUGAUACGGCGCCUUUGUCGCAGAUUGCAAGGCUUUGUGGCAACCCUGUCCAAGCUGGUUUGGUCAGUGGAGCUCAGAUGUUGAAAAUUCUCCGCUGGUUGAUGGAACGUUCUUUGACUGCAUGGGUUGAAGAGCAAAACGCAGUUCAUGGUGUGGCCCCAUCUCGGGCACAGUUGGUGGAGCAAGCUUUGUGUGCCAUACCUGCUUUGGCGCCGCAGUUUUACCAGCAAAAAUUGCGUUCACUUCUGGUCACUACACCUCGUAGCCAGAGGAGAUGGUUGGCGACGUUUCGAUUGCGUUGGGGGUUGCGCAUCGGAAAGCUCAAGCUGUGCAGCCACCUAUCAGUGCAAGAGAAGCAAUCCAAGGAGUUCAAGGCAGCUUUUAAAGAGAUGUGGCGUCGACGCAAAGCCGCAUCUGCAGCUGGUUCGGUGACAACGAUGCAAUGGCUCGAGGUUGUGGUAGCUGCCAUUGAGGUUGUGUUGCCGGCCAAUGACUGGGAGGCAGCUUUUGCAGCAGUUGGGGCGGUAGCAGAGCAAACGUGUCUUGGAGAGAGACUUUGUGAUGCCUUGGGCUGGAAGCUGUGUCCACAAGUUCCAGAAGGUCGGCUCGAGGUGGUCACCUUGAGGUCGGCUCGAGGUGGUCACCUUGAGGUCGCCUUGGGGUCAGGUUGGCGGUGUGGUGCGGUGGCCAUUUUGGAUCGUUGCGCAGCUUUGCUCCACCAAGAAAUGGAGACCUUGAAGCGCCGCCGUGUUGAGUUGAAGCGCCAAUCGAAGCAAGCAGCCAAAGAUCAGAAGCUCCUAGCUGCGAAGCGACAGCUGCCAAAGGCCUGUCCGCUGAUGACCUCCAGCUGCUUCUGCAACGUGCGCAACAAGGUCGUGCUUAUGUGCUGGAAGUUCCGGCGCAUGCUGUCCUCCAAGUGUCAGGUGAUGCUGCUGCCGUCGGGGCUGCUGCUGGUGGCGGAGGUGGUGGAGGCUCCAAGCGGAAUGCGCUUGAGUGUUUCUGUUGCAAAGGUGUCGGAGUUGCGCUCGGAGAAGGUGCCUGACUCGCUUGGUGGCCGGGUGUCCACGGUUGCGAUUCCCAGCACGUGA
Molecule: messenger RNA, 1395 nt
Organism: Cladocopium goreaui
Lineage: Eukaryota; Dinophyceae; Suessiales; Symbiodiniaceae
Source: the annotation of a GenBank genome assembly